Lytechinus pictus (painted urchin) is the source of this 3141-nucleotide messenger RNA. RefSeq lists its product as uncharacterized. NCBI's taxonomy places the organism in Eukaryota, Metazoa, Echinodermata, Echinoidea, Temnopleuroida, Toxopneustidae. The transcript has 4 exons. The record is from RefSeq and is a predicted model, not a curated record. The coding region runs from base 168 to 611 and encodes 147 amino acids. Gene Ontology annotation, cellular component: plasma membrane; nucleus.
GGGAGUUCAUGCACGUUCGGUGCAUUGCAUGCAUGCAAAUUGCAAUCGAGUCAAGUGUGACUCAUUCACUCCCGUUGUUUGAAUAUGGCGGUCUUUUCGUAUUUGCAAAGUUUGGCGAUUUCUCUAAUGUCGGUGAAUGACUUAUAGUGCUAAAGGCUCUUAUAAACAUGGCAUCCAGAUCCUACUAUUCACUAUCCACAACUCAUCGCAACAAAGGAGAAACAAGGCAGAGAGUUGUUGCUCCAGCUAUUACAACUCACCAUGCUCAACCCUCCGCCACCCUCCAGCCAAAGGGCAGCAGCCAUGGCCAGCAAAACUAUAUGAAGCCUGACAAAAGAGGGCAGCAGCAGCAGCAGGAUAGCAAGAAGUAUGGUUACUUCAGCCGAAGUGAGUCGGUGAGACGCAGUGGCAAGAGGCUAGCUGCUAAGCGGUGUGAGACGGGGGAUAGUGAGGCUGCUAAAUUGACAGGAAAAUUGAAGAUCUUAAUCAAGACAAAGUCAAGCUGUUUCUCAAUUCGAGUUUGUGGAGCCAAGGAACUCAAAAUACCAUCCAGGACUCAGGAGUGCAGAUUGUAUGCAAGGGUGAGUAUGCAUUUUUUAUAUGCAGAAUGAAAAUUAAUAUUCAGGAAAUAGACUUUGACAGCCUUGAAAGUUCAACCAAUGGCCUGUUCUAUCUGCUUGCCCCCUCCCACCCCUUAGACCAGAAAGGAAAGUGAAAAAUAUAAAGAGAGAGAGAGAGAGAGGGAUAGAGAGAGAAAUAAAAAAGAAAUGUCACUGAGUACUCUUGGUAUUUUGGUGGUAGUAUUUAGAAUUACAGUUGGUGUGGGCUGGUUAAAGGGGUGGAAAGUAAUUUGAAUAAAUGAAGUAAAAUGUGACAAACAAAACAUUUAAAAUUUCAUCAAAAUGGGACAGUGGAUAACAAAGUUAUGAUUUAGUUUUGCGUUAUGUUGGCCAAUUUCAACAGUUGUUGUAUAAAUGUCUUAAUGAAUAUCCCCACCCCUUCUUUUGUAUUUUAUUAUUGUUAUUAUUUUCUUGCAUCCAAAUGCAAGAAUUUUAAUCUGUGUGAAUAGCUUUAUCUGAUUGCAAUAAAAGUUGAGAUUCUGGUUUUGUACACAAAGAACAUGUUGCAGACUUCAUAACUAUGGCCUCCGCACACCUUACAACUGGUGCAGGAUCCGAUUUUUGGAACAAAGCGCAUUUUGCUUAACUUGUAAAUGAAAAGUAUCUUUUUAUUUGAGGUUUGAUUUAACUUGAAUUAAACUCUAUCAAUUUUGGAUGAUUGUGAGCCUUUAUGUUGGAGUAAAGGCCAAAUUGGUUUCCAAUAAUAGCCAUAUAUAUUCGUUUGUUGUGACGUCAUUACAACUAGAUAUUCGAUUUGAAUUUAUUUUUUAUGAUUGAUUGAUUGAUAACAAAUUUAUUUCAUUCCAAAAUUUCAACAAAGCUACAAAGUAAAGCCAAAUAUAAUAUAACGUUAUGAAAUGAAAUAGAAACCUUCUGAAAAGCAAAGCUUGUUAUUGAAGGUUUCCUUCAAUAACUAGUUUCAUUCUUAAUUCAUUUUCAUGUUAAAAUGUGCCCAAUUGAUAAUUAAUGAUGGGAUGGGAUUACUAAGAAUUCAAGGAAAUAUGAAAUAGAGUCAUGAAAUUGGAACUUUUUCCACUGUUUUAUACAUCAAAGUGUGAAAAGGGAGAAAUAAUGGAAAUCAAUUAUAUUAAGGAUGGUAGCAUAGUCACAGAUUAUAACAUAAUUAUUCAUACUACGAUUGAGAAUUUUAAAUAGAUGUUCCAUGUCUCAAUUUUCACUCCAUGUUUUACUACGUUUCAUUCCAAAUUUGGGUCGCAGACCAAUCUUUAAGUGUGCGAUGGCCUUUAGUAUUAAACAGCUUGCACCCAUCAGUGCCGUUUAACAUUAAUCACAGCGAUUGAUUGUAGGGCUAUUUUCUAUAAUUGAUUGCAUUGAUUAUCAUUGUGUAUGAUCAAUUGUAAAAUCUGCUCCACAAUCAAUUACAAAGCUUUAUGUUACAGGUCCAGUGUUAAAGAUACACAACCCUGUCUUAAUGGAGAAACUUACAUCAGGGGCCCGUAACACAAAGCUUAGCGAUCGAUUGUGGUGCUGAUUUCUACGAGUGAUUGCCCUGAUUAUUGUGUAUGAUCAAUUAUUCGUAUUAGCCCCUGAUCAAUCACAAUUAUUACAGAGCCAAGAUUUUAUUUUCAUUCUACAUGUACCGUAUGCAUCUAAUGCCAAAUUGGCAAUCAUAUUGCCGUUUUGAACCACCUUCCCAGAUCCCCCCAAUUAUUUUCCAGGGCUCUCCUAAAACCUUGCCAAAGAUUACGACUGAUCUGACCGUGGAUGUACAACGGUUUUGAUUACCUUAGAUUGCAGAGGACCCCAAAUUAGGCACUGAUUGUUCUACCUUAUUUGAUUUUUUUCCUAUGGGAUUUGUAGUUUCAUAUUCAUGUUAAAAUUAGAAUUUGUAGCAUGCCAAUCGCAUAUCACUGCCAAAUACAUCUCUUUGCCCUCAAUUGGAUAUUAUUACCCUGGCUUUAGUCCUGCAGCCUUUUACAGCGUGGUGGCUUUUCAAGGAAUAAAUUCCUGCCAGGUACUAAUUUACCCCACCUUGGUUGGAGUGCAUAAAUUUCUUGCUGAAGGAAAUUACGCCAUGGCUGGGAUAUGAACCCACGCCAUGGCUGGGAUUUGAACCCACGCCCUUCUGUUUCAGAAGACUAAUCCAUUAGCACCGCUAAUCCAUUGGGCCGCACCGCUCCACACAGUUUUGUCAGUGCCCAUUUGAUAAUUAAUGAUGGGUUGGGGUUAUCAGUGGGUGUGUCGUGGUCUAGUGGUUCUGACUCUCGCCUUUGAAACAGAGGGUCGUGGAGAGGGUCGUGGAGGAGGAGCCGGAGGAGGGGGGGGGAGAGGAGCAGGAGGAGGGGGUGGAAGAGAAGAGAGGGGUGGGGGAAACAGGUAGAAAGGGAGAAGGAAACAAAUAAAUAAAAAUGAGAAAAAAGAAAAGAAAAUGGGAGGAUGGGAGAACAAGAACGAUAGGAUGAGGAAAGGGAAGAUGAGGAGGGGGAAGGAGAAGGGGGAGAAGAAAUGGGACAUACAUGUAGAAGCAAUAUGCAAUACAAACAAGAUGGCAAGCAAUCAG